Molecule: messenger RNA, 1800 nt
Organism: Lachancea sp. 'fantastica'
Lineage: Eukaryota; Fungi; Ascomycota; Saccharomycetes; Saccharomycetales; Saccharomycetaceae
Source: the annotation of a GenBank genome assembly
AUGUCAACAUCCUUGUCCUGGAAUGAGCUUAAAUACGAUCUUCAGCCCUGGAUUCGUAGUGCUGUGGAAGGAAUGGGAUUUGAGAGCAUGACUGCAGUGCAAGCGUCCACUAUUCCUAUGUUCUGCGGGAACAAAGAUGUAGUCGUAGAAAGCGUCACUGGCUCAGGUAAAACGGUCGCCUUUGUCAUCCCUAUCCUCGAAAAGGUGAUAAAGGAUGUACUUGAGGGCUCUCAGUUGAAAAAGGGACACUUUUACUCUCUUGUGGUCUCGCCAACGCGCGAACUAUCUAGUCAAAUACAAGGUGUAUUUGAUGCCUUUCUGUCAUACUAUCCUGGAGAAGUUUGCCCUAUCAAGUCCCAACUGCUCGUUGGAACUAGCGCUUCCUCAGUCCGUGACGACGUUAAUUCCUUCAUCGAUAACAAACCGCAGAUUUUAGUGGGAACACCAGGCAGAAUACUUGAUUUCCUGAAUUCUGUAGCCGUGAAAACAGCAUCUUGUGGUAUUGUUGUCCUAGAUGAAGCUGAUAAACUGCUAGAUGCCGGGUUCGAGAAGGACGUUGAAUCGAUUUUGAAUGUACUACCAAAACAGAGACGAACCGGUCUUUUCUCUGCUACGAUCAGCAGUGCAGGUGACCAGAUUUUCAGAACUGGUAUGCGCAACCCUGUGAAAAUCGCUGUGAAGUCUAAAGUGCAAAAUCCGGACACUCUCAACAUCAGUUACAUUGUGGUGAAACCACGGGACAAGCUUCAGUAUUUGCUGCACAUUCUCAAUCACAUUCAGUAUAAAAAAUGCAUUGUCUAUUUCCCGACAUGCACGUCUGUCACGUAUUUUUACUCUUUCAUGAAACACCUCUUACUGACAGAAAAUACUGGCACAGAGUUUGAUCUGUUCUCUCUUCAUGGGAAAUUGCAGACCACUUCGAGACUUAAUACAUUGACCAAAUUUUCUUCGGGACUGAACAAGUCGGUACUCUUGACGACUGACGUUGCGGCUAGAGGUAUUGACAUACCGGAGGUUGAUCUCGUGCUUCAAUUUGAUCCUCCGACCAGCACAGAAAUGUUCUUGCAUCGGUGUGGAAGAACAGGCAGGGCUAAUCGCGUGGGUAAAGCAAUAACGUUUUUGAAUGAAGGGCGAGAGGAGGAUUAUGUGAAUUUUCUUGAGGUGAAAAACAUCGAAAUAGACGAGAUGCCAUUGAAGAUUGACAUCAACGAGGGCCUGCCCAAUAAGUUCAAGACUUGGUUAUUAGAAGACAGGGCCAGAUUCGACAACGGUGUCAGGGCUUAUGUUGGAUUCAUUCGCUACUAUACCAAGCAUUCAGCUUCAUCAAUUUUCAGACUUCAAACACUCGACUAUAUCGGAUUGGCAAAGCUAUAUGGCCUCAUUCGCCUGCCGCGAAUGCCGGAAAUCACCAAAAAUCUGAAAAAUGACAUGAUGCCCGCGGACGGAUGGCUCAUUGAACCGCCGAUAGAUUUAGAUAACUUUGCAUAUGCAAAUCCACAAAUGGAGCGUUCGAGGCUAGAGGAACUCAAAAAGGGUAAGGAGACGGAUGCCAAAAAGAAGUUGAAAAGCGAGCUCAAGAAAAAAAAUUCAUCAUGGUCGAAUAAAACAACUGCUAAGGAUUCGAAGGGGGAAAGAAAAACCAAGCUGGCGCUGAAGAGGAAAGCCAUUGAAGAGAAAAUCGCACAGGAGGAUCAGCAAAAUGAGGGUGAAGAAGAAGAAGAUUGGAAAGAUAUGGUAAGGAAAACCAAAAAGCAAAAGACUACUUCUCAGCUCCAGGGUGACUUUUCAGAACUUUGUUGA